Molecule: messenger RNA, 977 nt
Organism: Paramecium octaurelia
Lineage: Eukaryota; Ciliophora; Oligohymenophorea; Peniculida; Parameciidae
Source: the annotation of a GenBank genome assembly
AUGAGAAAAUCAUAAAGUUCAUUACUGUUUAAAUCUUCCUUAAUGAGUCAAAGAUAAACACUUCCUGAUCUCAUUUAAAAAAUUGGAAUGAGAUUUGCUACUUAAUAUGAAUUAACUACUCAGAAUAAUAUUCAAUCUAAUCCAAAUUAACUAGAACUCAUUAGGAUUCAAGAAAAAUAUAAAUGGAAAUGUGAAGAACUCGAUAGAACAAGGCAGUCCAUAGAGAGAGAACAUAAGACUUUAGAAGACAGAGCAAAUGUAAGUUUUUUUUAAAUUUAAGCAAUUAAGAAGUGGUGAGAAGGAAAUGAGAAUACUAACUAACUUAAUUGAAGAAAAGCUCAUUUAAUUGCAUUCGCAAGAACAAUAAUUUCGGGAAAAAGUGUAAUCUUUUGAAUAAAAAGUAAAAGAUCGAGAAUAACAGUUUAUUUUACUUCAACAAUAAUUAGAGGAAUAAUCAAAUUAAUUGAAUAUUGAAAAAAAUACACUAUUAAUGAGAGAAAAAGGCAUCAAAGAAAAAGAAUAUCUCAUUGAGUUGAAGUCUAAGGAGAUUGAAUAGUAUCUAUCUAGAUUAAAGUAUUACACCUAAAAUACAAAUCAGAAAGAGAGUAAGUUUUUAGUUUAAUAUAGAUUAUUAUCAUAAAUAGAUUGACAACAUCAAUUUACAUUUGUAAACAAUUCUUCAACAUGAAAUUUCGAUUAAGAAUAUCGAAUAAGAAUUGUCAUUCAAGGUCAAUUCACUUGAGAAAGUUGAGUAAAACUUGAUUCAAAAACUCUAAAACUGCAAAUAAUCUGAAUAGAUUUUCGAUUAAUAAGAAUUAAAAAUAUAAGUUAGUGAAGAUUUAAUCAAUCGUAAAUUAGAAUGGGAUCAAAAACAAAUUGUUUCUGCUAAAAAUUCUAAAGCAUCAUAAUUUAAUUUCGAAAAUUCGAGAAUGGAAAUUUCUCAUUUUGUUCAUUCUGCUCUAUCUUAAAAUCAUUGA